ACCAAGGUCUGGUAUUUUCUUGCUCCCUGAUGCAAGGCCACACAGUCAGGUUUCUGUUUCAGUACAGAUUUAAUAGACCUUAAGACUUGCUUCAAGCUCACAAUGUUGACUUCCGUCAACCAAGCAAGUGCGGUCCAGGCACGAUGGGUUCCUUAUGCUACCCCUCUCAGCCAGACAAGCAUUCAGUUCAAUCAUCAUCAUCACGGCCAUCAUCAACCAUUACUCCGCCAUAUCUAUCUUCUACAAGGAAACCCCAUACGCACAUUCUAACAACAUCAUCAGAUAUGGCUUCUCCAGACUGGCGAGUCGAUGUGAACUAGCAACAGAACAUGCGACGCGUCCUCAGCCCCCUAUCCCACAGCGGUUGGCUCAAUAUGUCAAUGAUGAUAGACUGGUGCUUACAUCGUUACGAGACCGACAAUUCUAUUCCGUCACAAAAGCAUUGGAAUGCUGUGGAUGAGGAAAGGGCUGCGAGGCUACAAGCCUGGGGACUACCAGCAUUCGCCCUUUUAGUUCUACUGGGCCAGCCGUUCGGAAACAGUCGACGCGUGGAUUUCAGAGCGAUUUGCCAAUGGACGGAGGAUGAAAAGAGGAGAUUGGAAUUGAUACAUGGGCUGGGGGGUGUACAAGGCUUUGGAUGUGGGCAGCAAUGGGGCCCAUCCCAAGCAGGGGCAUUCAACAGUCUUGCAAGCGGGAUCCACACUCAUUAUAGGAGUGCUGUGAAUCCGUUCCAAGCAGAGGCAUUCCACAGUGUUGGAAGGAAUACCGGGGCUCUGUAUAGGAGUACUGAGGCUCCUUAUAGGAUACAGGAGAACGCAUUGGGGCCCUUUGGGGUGACAUACGUAUCGGGAGGAAUUGAAGAUGAAGACUUUGAGCCUGCGUUUCAGGGUAGUCCUCCUCAGGAGGAGAGAUCCAGGCGGGCUGGUAACGGCAGAAAGAGGCCACGCGAUACAGAGGAGGAUACAGAGGAGGAUACAGAGGAGGAGAUACAAGGGCUAGGAGUCUUCGACAACUGUGGGCAUAGGAAACGAAGUAAGCGUAUCCGAGAGGGAUCCGGCAGUACUGAUAACAGCACUAAGGAGAUGAAAAAGGAGAUGAAGAAGCUGAAAGCCAGCGUCAAGGAGAUGUGUGAGGUGAUGUGCGAGGAGAUACGUGAAAUGCGGGAAGACAUUGAUUCAGACUCUGAGGCGUCGGCGACAUCAGAGUCGUUUCUGGAGGGAUAGUUGGAAGCAAGUUGCUUGAAGUCAAAGAAACAGUCUAAUUGUCUAUUUUUGCCUUUCCGGCAUCCCA
This is a messenger RNA of Fusarium verticillioides 7600, 1290 nucleotides long. RefSeq lists its product as hypothetical. Lineage: Eukaryota; Fungi; Ascomycota; Sordariomycetes; Hypocreales; Nectriaceae. The transcript has a single exon. The record is from RefSeq and is a predicted model, not a curated record. The coding region runs from base 330 to 1223 and encodes 297 amino acids.